Messenger RNA from Candoia aspera, 5025 nucleotides. RefSeq names its product SIN3 transcription regulator family member A (gene SIN3A). The record is from RefSeq and is a predicted model, not a curated record. The transcript has 21 exons. Gene Ontology annotation, molecular function: transcription corepressor activity. Gene Ontology annotation, cellular component: Sin3-type complex; chromatin. The coding region runs from base 310 to 4113 and encodes 1267 amino acids. Lineage: Eukaryota; Metazoa; Chordata; Lepidosauria; Squamata; Candoiidae. Gene Ontology annotation, biological process: negative regulation of transcription by RNA polymerase II.
UUUCGCAGGGAACAGAGAAGCGGGCAGCGCUCGGCGGCGGCCGUCCGGAGACGGUUGGUCUGUGGCCGCGGCCCCUCUUCCCUCUACCCCGAUCCCCUCACGGGAGCCCGAGGCCUGCCUCGCCCCCGACCCGCCCGCGGAGGCCCGGCCCGACCUUCUGCUCCUUCCUCAGCGCGCGGAUCCGGCGCCCGGAGGAGAAAGACGGCAGCCGCGGACGAGGCUUCGCCGCGCCGGCUCUGAGGCGAGGCGCGCACCGGCGGCCGCGGCGGCACGCAGGUUUCGUAGCACCUUCCUGAGCAUGAAUUCAGCAUGAAGCGGCGAGUGGAGGAACAGGAGUCACCCGUGUACGCGUCACAGCAGAGGCGUAUUGCCAGCACUGCCGAACCCUUCCAGCACCAGCAUCGCGUGCUUGCUCCAGCCCCCCCUGUAUAUGAGUCUGUUUCGGAGACCAUGCAGUCUGCGACUGGGAUCCAGUACUCCGUCACUCCCAGCUACCAGGUGUCAACCGUACCACAGAGCUCCAACAGCCACGGGCCCACUUUAGCCACCGUCCAUAGUGGGCAUCACCACCCCACCCCUGUUCAGCCUCAUGGGAGCCAAGUGGUGCAGAGCCACGCUCACCCAACUCCACCAGCAGCACCAGUCCAGGGGCAGCAGCAGUUCCAGAGGCUGAAGGUAGAAGAUGCCCUUUCCUACCUUGACCAGGUGAAGCUGCAGUUCGGUAGCCAGCCUCAAGUCUACAAUGAUUUCUUGGACAUAAUGAAGGAGUUCAAAUCUCAAAGCAUUGACACUCCAGGAGUGAUCAGCCGUGUCUCUCAGCUGUUCAAAGGCCACCCAGAUUUGAUCAUGGGUUUCAACACCUUCCUGCCUCCUGGGUACAAAAUUGAAGUCCAGACCAACGACAUGGUGAAUGUAACAACCCCAGGGCAGGUCCACCAAAUCCCAGCCCACGGCCUUCAGCCCCAGCCCCAGCCCCAGCCCCAGCACCCAUCUCAGCCGUCAGCACAGUCUGCUCCCACACCAGCACAGCCUGCACCACAGCCACCACCUGCCAAGAUCAGCAAGCCCUCCCAGCUACAGACACAUACACCCACCAGCCAGCAAACUCCUCCGAUCCCCUACGCAUCCCCUCGCUCUCCACCGGUGCAGCCCCACACGCCUGUGACAAUCUCUCUCGGAACGACACCGUCUCUCCAGAACAAUCAGCCGGUUGAGUUUAAUCACGCCAUCAACUAUGUCAACAAGAUCAAGAAUCGUUUUCAAGGACAGCCGGACAUUUAUAAGGCUUUUCUGGAGAUCCUCCACACAUAUCAGAAAGAGCAGCGAAAUGCCAAGGAAGCUGGUGGGAACUACACCCCAGCAUUGACCGAACAGGAAGUCUAUGCCCAGGUGGCACGCCUCUUUAAGAACCAGGAGGACUUGCUCUCUGAAUUUGGGCAGUUCUUGCCAGAUGCAAAUAGUUCUGUUCUCUUGAGCAAGACCACUGCAGAGAAGGUGGAGUCAGUGAGAAAUGAUCACGGGGGCACCGUUAAGAAGCCCCAGCUUAACAGCAAGCAGCAAAGACCCAAUCAAAAUGGCUGUCAAAUCCGGAGGCACGCCACCACAGGGGUAACCCCUCCAGUGAAGAAAAAACCAAAGCUCCUUAAUUUGAAGGACCCAUCCUUUGUAGAAGCUGGUAAACAUGGAACGGAGUCUCUGUUCUUUGACAAGGUCCGCAAGGCGUUGCGCAGCACGGAAGCCUACGAGAAUUUCCUCCGCUGCCUGGUCAUUUUUAAUCAGGAGGUUAUAUCCAGAGCUGAGCUUGUACAACUCGUUUCUCCGUUUCUGGGAAAAUUCCCGGAAUUGUUCACUUGGUUUAAAAACUUCCUGGGCUACAAAGAAUCCACACAUCUGGAGACUUUUCCGAAGGAGCGAGCCACAGAGGGGAUAGCGAUGGAGAUCGACUACGCUUCGUGUAAACGGUUGGGCUCCAGCUACCGAGCCUUGCCCAAAAGUUACCAGCAGCCCAAGUGCACGGGUCGGACGCCGUUGUGCAAGGAGGUUUUGAACGACACCUGGGUCUCCUUUCCAUCAUGGUCAGAAGAUUCUACGUUUGUGAGCUCGAAGAAGACUCAGUACGAAGAACAUAUCUACCGAUGUGAGGAUGAACGGUUUGAGCUGGACGUGGUCUUGGAGACCAACCUAGCCACCAUCAGAGUCCUGGAGACGAUACAAAAGAAACUGUCCCGCUUAUCGGCCGAAGAGCAAGCCAAAUUCCGUCUGGACAACACCUUGGGAGGCUCCUCAGAAGUCAUCCACCGCAAAGCUCUGCAGAGGAUAUAUGCCGACAAAGCUGCCGACAUCAUUGACGGUCUCCGGAAAAAUCCAGCCGUGGCGGUUCCCAUUGUGCUGAAAAGGUUGAAAAUGAAAGAAGAGGAAUGGCGAGAAGCCCAGAGGGGAUUCAACAAAGUGUGGCGGGAACAAAAUGAGAAAUACUAUCUGAAAUCCCUGGACCAUCAGGGCAUCAACUUUAAGCAGAACGACACCAAGGUCUUAAGAUCAAAAAGUCUCCUCAGUGAGAUUGAGACCAUUUACGAUGAGAGGCAAGAACAGACAUCUGAAGACAACACUGGCCCUCACCUGUCUCUGGCCUACGAGGACAAGCAGAUCCUGGACGAUGCCGCCUCUCUCAUUAUCCACCACGUGAAGCGGCAGACCGGCAUCCAGAAAGAGGACAAGUACAAAAUCAAGCAGAUCAUGUACCAUUUCAUCCCGGACCUCCUCUUUGCUCAGCGAGGGGAACUCUCUGACCUGGAGGAGGAAGAAGAGGAAGAGAUGGACGUGGACGAAAACUCUGGGGCGGUGAAGAAGCACAACGGGGUGGGAGGCAGCCCCCCCAAGGCCAAGCUGCUGUUCAGCAGUACCACAGCUCAGAAGCUGCGCAGCAUGGACGAGGUCUACAACCUGUUCUACGUCAACAACAACUGGUACAUCUUCCUGCGCCUCCAUCAGAUCCUGUGCCUGCGGCUGCUGCGAAUAUACACCCAGGCGGAGCGGCAGAUUGAAGAGGACAGCCGGGAAAGAGAAUGGGAACGAGAAGUGCUGGGGGUGAAGCGAGAGAAGAGUGACAGUCCUGCCAUCCAGCUGCGGUUGAAAGAACCCAUGGACAUUGAAGUGGAAGACUACUAUCCAGCUUUUCUGGACAUGGUGCGGAACCUCCUGGAUGGCAACAUGGAUUCUUCCCAAUAUGAGGAUUCCCUUCGUGAGAUGUUUACCAUCCAUGCCUACAUUGCAUUCACCAUGGACAAGCUCAUUCAGAGUAUUGUUAGACAGCUCCAGCACAUAGUGAGCGAUGAAAUCUGUGUGCAGGUGACGGAACUCUACCUGUCUGAGAGCCACAACGGUGCAACGGGAGGCCUGCUGACCUCACAGUCAUCUCGGUCCCUGGUAGAAACGGCGUAUCAGCGCAAAGCUGAGCAGCUCAUGCAGGAUGAGAACUGCUUCAAGAUGGUGUUUGUUCAAAGCAGAGGCCAUGUUCAGUUAACCAUUGAACUGCUUGAUACCGAAGAGGAAAACUCUGAUGAUCCUGUUGAGGCAGAGCGCUGGACUGACUACGUGGACCGGUAUGUCAACUCCGACUCCACGUCGCCUGAAUUGCGGGAGCAGCUGGCCCAGAAGCCCGUGUUUCUGCCCAGGAACCUGCGACGGAUCCGAAAGUGCCAGCGGGGCCGGGAGCAGCAGGAGAAGGAUGGCAAAGAGGUGCUUGGCAAGAAGCCCCUGGAGAACGUGGAGAGCUUGGACAAGCUGGAGUGCAAAUUCAAGCUGAAUUCCUACAAGAUGGUCUACGUGAUCAAGUCAGAAGAUUACAUGUACAGGAGGACUGCCCUGCUGCGCGCCCAUCAGUCCCAUGAACGAGUGAGCAAGCGGCUGCACCAGCGUUUCCAGGCCUGGGUGGAUCGGUGGACCAAGGAGCACGUGACCCGCGAAAUGGCAGCUGAGACCAGCCAGUGGCUGAUGGGGGAGGCUUUGGAGGGCCUCCUGCCGUGCACCACGACCUGCGAGGUGGAGGACUUGCACUUUGUGAGCAUCAACAAGUACCGCGUGAAGUACGGCACAAUAUGUAAGACGCCCUAAACUCCGGUGGGGGAAGAGGGGAACAGAAGUGCGUUUGGUUUUGGGGAGGGGAGGAGCACCCGUGCGGGGGCACAUCGUCAAAAAUAGGGAAGCUGCCUUCCUCUCCCCGCUUCCCCCUCCUUGCGCGCCACCUCCCGACUCGCUCGGAUCCGAGACAUCCUGCUGCCCCCGGCAGGGCGGUUUUCACAUCGGUCUCGUGGAACUGAAGCCGGUCCGGCUGCCGAGGAGCUGAGGCCGCCGCGCCUGCGCCAAGGCAUGUGGGGUGUGCAAGCAGCCCUCGGGGGACCCACUUCGCCUCUACCCACCAGCAGCAGCAGCAGCGGCGAGGAUCCUUCGAGUAGCUCGUAGCUCGGCAAGAUGUGGUGCGUGGAAUUCCCCCAUCUCCCCCAUUGCCCCUCCUCCCGAAAGACACAAGUUUUAAGGCUAGAAUAUUGUAAGGAAUGCCGGAAGUGCUGUGCCACUAGUCUCCACGGGACUUGACGGCAGACUUUUUGCGAACUCUGGUCAGCUUCCUGGGUUCCGCAGACCAGAGGCCAGACCCGCCGGCUUCCGGAUCUGCCGUUUCAGCUUUCCUGUCCCCUUCGCCAGUUGUGUUCCCUUGACCAGGACUCCUGACUUACCUAAACCAAUUAAGAUCAGUCUGUUCUUUCUAGUGCCAGUGGAACUAUCAUUUUAUUUGGGUUUUAUUAUUAUUAUUACUAUUAUUAUUAUGUUUUGUACCUGCUUGUUUACUAGCCUCUUAGUGCCAUGCACCAGCUUUCCACACACACCCCCUCUUCUGUCUGUCUCUCUCACCCACACAGCCUAUCUUCUCAGACACACAUGCACGCUUUUACAAUAGCAGCCACAGCCAAUUUUAAACCGGUUCUCCACCCCCUCCUUUUUUUGUAAAUAAAUGUACAUAUUUGUCAA